AUGGCUCCCACCAAGCGCUCCUCCGGUUCAGCACCUCUUGCCCCAAAGCGCCCACGACUCCCAAAACGACCUGAAGAACAUGAAGAUUUACUGACUGACGAGUCUGAAAUAUCUUACCGAACAUUGACUCCACUGCCAGCCCGCACUCGGAGUAGUCAAUCGACCACCGCCGCUCAAAUAACUCGGAAAGGUCUUCUCCGUUCCUCCGAAACCCCCACUGGGAGGAGCAGUCCUAGGAGGGUAGAAUUUCAUCUCCCCGAGGACCAUACUGAUAAUUUUGAAGCGCAGGAGGAGCCUGAGGCAAUUGAGGCGCCAGAGGCAAUUGAGGCGCCAGAGGUGGAAGAAACUGUUGAUACUAGCCACUCAGACUAUGAUGAUGCUCCGGAGAAUGACCACGAGAGCUCUGAGGAGGAUGAGGAUGAACUGGAGGAUGAACCUCAAGCCCCACCCCCCAUCUUACACCCAGAAGUCUCAGACUGUCAGAAAGAGACCUCAUACAGUUCAGCCGACUACUGCCAGAGCACUGGGCAAUGCUCGGAGGAAACCAACUGGCGCGGUAGCGGAGGUCAUUGCUUCUUCCAACGUGUCGGUGGACGUGGUACAGGUUCGACUCUAUCUCGCUCAUUGAUGCUUUUUAACAUGCCCUCUGCACCUGUUUAUGCUCAUGAGUAUACCUCUUCUAAGCGCCAUAUCGAUUUUUCCUCGAUGCGCUCUCGAUACGGGGAGUCGUCCCCCACUUACCGGACAUAUCGUUCUUCACCGCCUAGCGAGGUAAUUGGCGAGAACUCUGUGAGCAGUCGUCAGAUUCCUUCAAGCCAACUUCACGGUCAAGGUAGAUCGCGAAGAGUCUACGAAAUCGAGUACCUUCCCUCAUCUAGGGAGGAGGACGAGAGUACUCCGAUGCCGGAAAGCGAGGGUAUUUUGAUUCCGGGAAGCGAGGUUAGUAUUCCGGAGGACACUCACGACGUCUUUGAGAACACUGGCGACAUUCCUUCGAGCCAAUUGACUCAGAGGUCUGUGGUCCCUAACUCUAGGAGUGCAAAUGUGCUGUCAGUGCAGGCUCAGAGGAUUGAGAAGGAGUGUAGCGUGUUAAUCGGGGAGCAUACUCUUCUACAUGAGCCCUUUCCACCUGCAGCAAGACUUUCGGUACUGGUAGUGAGCAUGUGGGCAACUGCUAGUCGCCGAGUGGGGUGUAGAGUAGACCUUGAUGAGGUCGUUAUUAAACAGGUCAGAAGUCUGCACUCCCGUAUCCGUUCCCACUUGAUGCACGAGGUGAAAGGGCGCCUGGCAGACUCUUCGAUAUACGGGCUUGGAAAUUUUGUGGGGCCUGAGGCGAGGGCGGCUCAAGUGGAAUAUCUUUUGAAGAAUGAUCGUUUCUUGAGCCCCCAACAGCAUUACGAGACCUACCGACUGCGCUUCCUGGCUCCGGAAAUUAUCGAUAUAUUGUAUUUUAAAUACUUUGAUGGGGUAAGAAUGCGAGGGGUUAGGGAUCCCGAAUUUCUAGAGCGGAUAACCCCUACCCUUAUUUGCCUGAUAUUGACGGCGAUCUGGCACGGCAUUCGGGCGUGGUCAACAGGGAGUUACGUGAAGCCUGAUAAUUUUCACUCGCAGAAUGAGAGUGUUGUGAAAACGUUCAACAGGAUGAGCAACACUUGGAAGGGGAGAAGUAAACAGAACCAGGAGGCAAUCUUGGAGGUAAUCAAAGAUAACCUUCGAGAAAAGAUACGAGAUAAAAAAGGGGUAACGAUUGAGAUUAUACCGGAGGAGGGUUUUAGCGAGGACGAUGAAGCUCUGGCUGCGGAUCUUGCCGCAUUCCGAGAUGCUCGGAGAACACCCACGAGUGCUCCAGGAGGUCGGGUUGAUUCCGACAGCGCCCAGGACGAAGUGAUUAAUGCCCGACUUCGCGGCAUUGACACCGAAGAGGAGGGGGAGGAGGAAGAAGAAGAGCCGGAAUUACCUGUAGCGGGGGAUUACGAAGGGGGGGGGGAGGAGGAUGUGUAG
Molecule: messenger RNA, 2001 nt
Organism: Morchella importuna
Lineage: Eukaryota; Fungi; Ascomycota; Pezizomycetes; Pezizales; Morchellaceae
Exons: 6
Coding region: 1-2001 (666 amino acids)
Source: RefSeq, a predicted model, not a curated record